Messenger RNA from Nematostella vectensis (starlet sea anemone), 3731 nucleotides. RefSeq lists its product as uncharacterized. The transcript has 5 exons. Gene Ontology annotation, molecular function: protein binding. Bases 2211 to 3233 code for a protein of 340 amino acids. NCBI's taxonomy places the organism in Eukaryota, Metazoa, Cnidaria, Anthozoa, Actiniaria, Edwardsiidae. The record is from RefSeq and is a predicted model, not a curated record.
GUCUCAAAUGAAUGUUGUUUAGUUAUAUUUUGUAAGUUCCUUUACGGAAAUAAUUGCUCGAGGGUUAAGUAACGAGUGAUUUAUUUUUAUUUUUCUCUUGCAAAGGACACAGCUGAUCCGGAUUUCGUGUUCAAUUUAAUCUUUUCAUAGCUUCUCCAAAUAUUUUCGGGGUACUUCUGAGUGCAUGUUCAACAAUAAUAAUCAGCACGCUGUGAACAUAAAGAACUUGUCACAGUUUAUAAGAUACGAGAUUAUCAGCGUGAGAAUGAAACAGUUGAAGUUAAAGAACGUACGCGAGAGUAUAAGGUUUAAGUCAAACCUCAAACUAGGGCCAAUACCGUUUUGUCACGGUUCCUAGAAUUCGAAACUGGACAAAUCUGAAAUAAGCGAAACGUAUUGAUCCAGUUCGUGCGAUAGCAGGUGACAAUAUAUGCAGAGUGCGGAACUAUCUAAGCCAAAGAAAUACAAUUAUGCAAAUUACCGGGACGGCAAGGAAGUAAACGGAUUGGGUAAGUAAUUUCAAGAACAGAUUAAACAGAAAAAAAAGAAAAUGAUACUUGGAUGAUUAAAAGUAGCACUGCGAAUAACAAAGCCUGGACAACAUUGUUUUGCGAGCAAAUAUGGCGUCCCACGUUCUCACCCCGUAUUCUGUUGUUCGUGUGGUGUAUUUUAACGGCCUUCCGAAGUCUAUUGACCGACAUCAUUUUGUAGCGUGCGCUUAAAGACACUUCUUUGGGAAAAUAGAUUGCUUCAGAAGUUGUCAUAGGAGGGGGGGGGGGGGGAGAAAUGUUUUAGUUAUACCUUUGCCAUGUGUUUAUUAACUGUUCAAGUUACUGUUUUCAAGCACACAGAUAAGAUUGUCAGUCAUUCAAGAAAACUUUGAUAAGAAAACUUAUAAUAAGAAAACGGAAAGCACAGGUGUUUAAAAUUGUUAGAAAAAAUAUUAAUGAAGUGGGAAAUAGGAUUGGAAUUUCAUACUGUUGCAAUUGUUUCUAGCUUUUGGAAUUAGCAUAUCAAAGAGAGAAGAAGAAAAAGUUAUGAAAAAACACGCUUCGUUGUUUUAGGAUACAAAGUGUGAAUGGUAAACACCAGAAAAAUCUUGCAGAGUGUGUUAAUUAACCACUAAGACCAGAGAGAAAAAGACUUCUCUUUGAAGGUGACGGCACUGAAUCAAAUUAUCGCACCAAGGCAAGCCACCUUAUAACGGGAACCUAUUGUUACCGGUCAAGAAGCACCUUAAACGCCGACACCGCGAAUCAGAUAACACAAAACAUGCCUGGCUAAUCCGGGCGCUUGGAUCUCGCAUUUAGUUGGGCAGCAACCAGAUGCAAAGAGAAGGAUUAGCCGACGACACAAAGCGCCAAUAGUGGACAGGAAAAACUAAAGAAAGGAAAAGAAAUCCAGGGAGGAUAAAGUGAAAAAAGGCGAAAAAAAAACUUGUAGAACACGAUAGAGGUAAGAGAAAAUUAAUACGAUAAAUUGGAUACUAUUGUACAAGUCUUGGUUGCUUUCUAAUUAUCUCUAAGAAUCUUUCAAAUAAGAUAUUUCUAAAAAAGAAGCAUAGUGAUCAGAUGAAAACCUCAUCAAAUUACAAAUUGUGCCAUUAACAGCGAGGCUUUUUUAACAAAAAGGAAUGCUUUUGCUCAUUAACGAACAGCUAACAACGUGGGCUAACAUUGCUAAUAUUACAAGUAUUCCGUGCCCGAUAGAUGGGGAACCCAGAAAACCAGCAAAUAAAGACACAAUGUGGGAGAAACCAAUGUAGGAAUAUAAGUAUCUGUGUUGAAUACUAUUUUUUUCGCCGAAGUGAAACUCACGAAAAUCAAUUAUAAUAUUUUAACUAAUUGACAAUGAAAGCCGCGAGAAAGCGGACAACAGGAUUUCUUGUAAACCUAGUGCAAAAGCGGCAGCAUAGCGUAACUUUACUAGCGCAGCUUCCCUCGGUUUUCGAGAGAAACUUCGGAAAAUCCCCUGGCACCGCUAUGUAACACGGUGUGCAAUCAGAAAUGUGCUGCUAGGUUCGGCAAUGGUACGCGUGUUUUUCGUAAUAAUGAUGCCACUGUUAAAUAUAGUCUUGAGCACUCAGGCGAAAAACCUAUUAUUAUUCAGCUAGAACACACUUCAGCAACGCAACCAUGAGUGCAAGAUGUGGCCAUGUCUCAUCUGCUGCUGAAAUGUGCCCUUAUUUAGUGAAGAAACAUUAAGCUCGGAUGCCGGUCCUACAUUACGCCAUCACGCAAUACAACACGCGACAGGUGGAGAUGCUAACAGCACUCGGCGCCAACGUCAAUCAACAAGAUGCACGCAUGCGCACGCCACUACAGCUACUGUGCGAGAUGGAAAACCAGCAGCUGAGCGUGCGCUAUGCCAAGAUGCUGCUGGACAGAGGAGCGCGGGCAAGCGUCAGGACGACAUACGGGAACUCAGUGUUUUACUACGCAUGUCAAAAGCAGCGAAUACCACUGGUCAUGCUGCUGCUCCAGGAAAGAGAGGUGAAUCUCUUGGAACCCGAUUGCCAUGGCAACACGCCACUUCAUCAUGCUGUCUCCAAGGGCAACGUCAAAUUAACCGAGAUCCUGGUUCGCCAGAUGCGAAAAGAAGGUCUCGGGGUGGACACAGUCAACAACAGGGGCGAGACAGCCAAUAUGCUGGCCUCAAAGCAUGGGUUUUCUGUGUGCGCGGAGAUGCUAAGGACCUGGGGAGGAGCCUCGGAGACAAUGCGAGAUAGCACCGAGUUCCGUACCGCGAGAGAAUGGGGCGAGACGAAAACAGAGAGAAGAGUAGUCCAUGUGUCCAAGCAAUUCAGAGAAAAAUUCCCCCACAUCGCUAAGAGCCUGAAGGUCGAGGUACCGCUUAAGCCACAUUGCAACACUCCAAGGACCAGCAAACAGAGACUACCCAAAUUGGCACCGAGCACAACACCUAUCCACUCGCGUAAAGCAACAACAAAACCGGUCAAGCAAGUUUUACCGGACCUCCUAGACGUGUACAACCAACAAAUCGGCAGUAGCUACCGCCCGCCCGCCAUGCCACCGCCCCCAGUCCCUCACACCACCCCGCGAGAGAUGGAGGGGGAGGACUGGCAAGGGCCUGUGAUUGGUGGAACGAUGCAGAAGUCACUUUCACUUGACAGCUUAAUUGGAUGCAAGGAUAAGCGGUUGCACGGGCAACGUGGGCUUGUGUGGAAAACCUGGGCAGGAAAACUGAAGCGCAAGUCUUUAGCGGGUUCGUAAUUCAAUUUCAAAGAAUAUUUACAUAGUCUCCAGCAUAGAGCUACCCCCCGGGCAUACAUUUCCUGGCAACCGAAAAAACAAAUCAGCUUAUCUACUCGUCACGGCACAGAAGCAGAGGUAGUCACGCGUCACGCCAUGAAGUCACGCAAUAAGGAAACAGGGAAUUUAUGGCUGUAUAGACCUACUCUUCACGGCACAGAAGCGGAGGUAGUCAUGCGUCAAGCCAUGAAGUCACGCAAUAAGGAAACAGGGAACUGAUGGCUGUACAAGACCUACUCGUCACGGCACAAAAGAAGGCACGCGUCACGCCAUUAUGUCACGCAAAUAGGAUACUUUAAAGACAGGAAGCUGAUGGGCUGUACAGACCUAUUCGCCACGGUACAUAUACAGGGGUAAUCAGGCAUCACGCCAUGAAGUCACGCAAUCUGGAGACUACGUAUUUGAGUAUUUGCAUGACUUGCAUGUAUUUUGUUUAAAAAUAAACCAGUUCAACUUAAA